Cadophora gregata is the source of this 540-nucleotide messenger RNA. RefSeq names its product translation elongation factor EF-1 alpha. Bases 1 to 540 code for a protein of 179 amino acids. NCBI's taxonomy places the organism in Eukaryota, Fungi, Ascomycota, Leotiomycetes, Helotiales, Ploettnerulaceae. Gene Ontology annotation, molecular function: GTP binding; GTPase activity. The transcript is spliced from 5 exons. The record is from RefSeq and is a predicted model, not a curated record.
AUGGUCUCGGAGCAAAAAACCGUCUUGGUUCUCGGCCCCGCUGGAGCCGGCAAGGCUACUGCCAUAGGAUGCAUCUUAUUUAAAUUUGGGGGUAUUGAUAUGUUGACUCUGGAAAGGUUCCAGAAAGAGGGAAUUCGGUUGUGUGGACAGGCUGCAAGGAAUCUCAAGAGUCCUGGUGUGCAGCCGAGUUUUGAUACCCCGAAUUUUCAUGUUGUGGUUUCGGAUGGCUCAUCCAAGGUUGACUGUGUUCUCCUGGUCAUCCCUGCAGACUCGGCUCAAUCACAUCUCGAGAAGGAGCUUGAUAUAGUUGCCGAUGCAGCUAAACAGAUCAUAGUGCUGAUCAAUAAAAUGGACGAUAUGAAUUGGUCGGAGGUGGCAUUUCAAAGCACUGUGCACAGCCUUGGGCGAGUCAUGCAGGGUGUCCCGGUCAUUCCCUUCUCGGCUUUGAGAGGCGAUAAUGCUGUUGAGCUGUCAUCAGAAACUGCUUGGUAUGAAGGACCAACACUUCUUAUGGCUCUGGAGACUUCAUUUCGCACAUGA